This is a messenger RNA of Penicillium brevicompactum, 1095 nucleotides long. RefSeq names its product alkene reductase. Gene Ontology annotation, molecular function: NADPH dehydrogenase activity; FMN binding. The coding region runs from base 1 to 1095 and encodes 364 amino acids. The record is from RefSeq and is a predicted model, not a curated record. Lineage: Eukaryota; Fungi; Ascomycota; Eurotiomycetes; Eurotiales; Aspergillaceae. The transcript has a single exon.
AUGUCUGAACUAUUCCAGCCCCUCCGUAUCGGCAAUGUCGAGCUAAAGCACAGAGUCGUCAUGGCGCCCCUCACUCGCUUGCGCGCGGAUGCCGAACAUGUCCCUCUUCCAAUGUCCACUCCAUACUAUGAGCAACGCGCUUCAGUCCCUGGAACAUUGAUCAUUGCCGAAGCGACCCUGAUCUCAGCCCCUGAAGCUGGAAUCCCCCACGGACCAGGAAUUUGGACCGAGGCCCAGAUCACAGAAUGGAAGAAGAUCACAGAUGCCAUCCACGCCAAAGGCAGUCACGUUUUCUGCCAAUUGAUUGCCCUGGGUCGAGCAGCUAGCCCCGAGGAGCUGAAGAAGGGAGGAAACGAGCUCUUCGCGCCUAGCCCAAUUGCGAUGGAAGAGGGCAUGCCGGUCCCGAAGGAACUUGGCGAAAAGCAGAUUCAGAGCAUUAUCGCUGACUUUGCAACUGCUGCGAAAAAUGCGGUUCGUGCCGGAUUUGACGGUGUCGAGGUUCACGGCGCCAAUGGGUACUUGGUCGACCAAUUCUUGCAAGAUGUCACAAACCAAAGAACCGAUCAAUGGGGCGGAAGCGUUCCCAACCGCGCUCGGUUUGGCAUCGAGGUGGCCAAGGCUUUGGUUGACGCGGUUGGAGCCGAGAAAGUCGGUUUCCGUCUUAGCCCAUGGAAUACCUGGCAGAGUAUGAAGAUGGCAGACCCAGUUCCUCAGUUCUCAUUCCUCGUGGAACAGCUGAAGACUCUCAAACUUGCGUAUCUUCAUGUUGUCGAGUCACGUGUGAUCAACAACGUGGACUGUGAAAAGGGGGAGAGCAUUAAGUUCCUUCUCGAUAUUUGGGGCAAGACAUCACCUGUGCUUGUCGCGGGUGGAUAUAACCCUGGCAAUGUCAAAGGUGCAUACGAGGAUGAAUACAAGAACAACGACGUUGCUGUUGUCUUUGGUCGGCAUUUCAUCUCGAACCCCGACCUUCCGUUCCGAAUUCAGCACCAGCUUCCUCUUACCCCGUACGACCGGUCGACUUUCUAUACGGCUACGCAGGCAGCUGGCUACGGAGACUAUGCCUUCAGCCCAGAGUUCAUUAAGCAGCAUUAA